Messenger RNA from Phoenix dactylifera (date palm), 1775 nucleotides. RefSeq names its product general transcription factor IIH subunit 2-like. Gene Ontology annotation, molecular function: zinc ion binding. NCBI's taxonomy places the organism in Eukaryota, Viridiplantae, Streptophyta, Magnoliopsida, Arecales, Arecaceae. Gene Ontology annotation, cellular component: transcription factor TFIIH core complex; transcription factor TFIIH holo complex. The record is from RefSeq and is a predicted model, not a curated record. Gene Ontology annotation, biological process: regulation of transcription by RNA polymerase II; DNA-templated transcription; nucleotide-excision repair.
GAAAAGAAAAGAAAAAGAAAAAGAAGCGCACCUCACCAUGAGCGGCAGUGUCGCAGUCCACCGCGGCAGCCUCGGCUUUCCGGCGAUGGGAGGAGGAGAGGAAAGGAGAAAGCGAGGCGGAGACGACGAGGAGGAGGAAGAGGAGGAGGAGGAGGAGAAUGGUGUCCGGGGGAUGGAGGCGUGGGAGCGGGCCUACGCCGACGAGCGAUCGUGGGAGGCGCUCCAGGAAGACGAGUCGGGCCUCCUCCGCCCCAUCGACACCAAGACCCUCGUCCACGCCCAGUACCGCCGCCGCCUCCUUCUACGAUCCGCCGCCGCCUCCUCCGCCGCCCCCCGGAUCCAGAAGGGCCUCAUCCGGUACCUCUACGUCGUCAUCGACCUCUCCCGGGCAGCUUCAGAGAUGGAUUUUCGCCCUAGUCGAAUGGUUGUGGUUGCAAAAUGUGUUGAGGUAUUCAUUAGGGAAUUCUUUGAUCAGAAUCCAUUGAGUCAUAUUGGUAUGGUCACCAUAAAAGAUGGUGUUGCCCAGUGCCUAACUGAUUUAGGUGGCAGCCCAGAUUCACAGAUUAAAUCUUUACUUGGCAAGCUUGAAUGUUCUGGUGAUGCUUCCUUGCAGAAUGCCCUAGAACUUGUCUAUGGAUAUCUGAGCCAGAUCCCAUCAUAUGGUCACCGGGAAGUCUUAAUCUUGUACUCUGCUCUCAAUACCUGUGAUCCAGGAGAUAUAAUGGAGACAGUCCAGCAAUGUAAGAAAGCCAAAAUAAGGUGCUCUGUUAUCGGCCUGUCAGCAGAAAUUUACAUAUGCAAGCAUCUUUGUGAGGAAACUGGGGGUUCAUAUACUGUGGCAUUGGAUGAGUCUCAUUUCAAGGAAUUGUUACUGGAGCAUGCCCCACCGCCCCCUGCAAUAGCAGAAUAUGCAGCUGCCAAUUUGAUCAGGAUGGGUUUUCCUCAGAGAGGAGCAGAUGGUGUUAUUUCUAUUUGUUCUUGUCACAAAGAAGCAAAGGUUGGUGGAGGGUACACCUGCCCUAGAUGCAAGGCACGCGUGUGUGAGCUACCAACUGAAUGUCAGAUUUGUGGAUUGACACUUGUUUCUUCUCCUCAUUUAGCAAGGUCUUAUCAUCAUCUUUUCCCAGUGACACCAUUCAAUGAGGUGUCUUCCAGGAUUCCAACUAAAUGGAGUCAGAAGUUACCACAAACUUGUUAUGGUUGCCAGCAGAGCCUUGUGAGCCAUGGGGGUAAAUCCGAUCCCCAUGUUUCCUGUCCGAAAUGCAAUCAACACUUCUGCCUUGACUGUGAUAUCUAUAUCCAUGAGAGCUUGCACAAUUGCCCUGGUUGCGAGAGUCAGCAUGGCUCGACUACAUAACAGUUGCAUUUUCAGCAAUAUCGACAAUUGUUGCCUUGGUUAAUGCAUGGCUUAAGAAGAGGCCGAUUUCUCAUGGGGCUUUAACAGCGCACUGUAUUUGAUCUCGCCAUGUUGUUUGGUGUCAGAUUCAUGGAGCCAGUGGAAAUGUCAAUUUGCUUUGACCUCCUAUGUAUUGUUGCAGGAUGGUUUCAGUUGCUUAUUGAUGUGCAUACAGCUGAAGUUAGAGGUUCUCCAAAGUACAAACAAUCCAAGUGCUUAUUUGCCCUUGUCUUGCUUAUUCCCAUGAGCUAGAAGACCCUGCGGAUUUUUGCUUCAAUUUAUCCUCCACCUCGAACCUCCAUAUGUAAAGAUAAUCCUGACACCUUACAUGCAUCUAAUUUGCAUCUAUAAUAUUAUGACCAAAGAGCUCUGCAUCUAA